AUGAAAUUGAGCAGCGCACUGCAGCCAUCGUCGCACGAGCCCAAGCGGGACAAGAAAACACGACCCUACACGUCAGCCGGUCGUCCCACUGCCUCUGCGUCGCGCGGAGUUGCAGCCCGCCGGUCGCCAUCCAAGUUCAAGACCACCACCGCGACAACAGCAACAGCCGGGCCGUCAUCACGACGCCCGCGCACAGCCGGCGCACUGGCGCGCAGCGUGGGCUCUGUAGGCGGUGACGAGUUCACGCGCGGAGACCCGCUGCUGCAGGCGGUGGACGCCGGGGAGUUGGGCGAUGAGGCGGCUGUUCGUGUCCUCAAGGCAAAGCUCAAAGUCACCAUGGAGCAAAUGGACGCGGCAACAGAGGAGUUGAAAGCGGUCAAGAACGAGCUGCAGUCCCUCAAAUCACAGCACAAGGACACGUCAAAGGAGGCGACAAAGGAAAAGAAGAGCGCACAAGCGGCGCAGCGAUCGGCAAACCAGAUGAAACGGCUGCUGGAUGAUAUGACGGGCAAGUACGAGCGGGAGAAGGAGCGUGCGAAAGACUUGCAGGCGGAGGUGGACGCCAUGAAGCGCAAGGCAAAACAGGAGUCUGCCGGGAAUCAGGGCUUGGAAGUUCGAUUGAACCGUGCAUUGGAGGAGAGAGACAACCUCAAGUUGCAGCUGCAGAAACUGAAGGAGCGACCUGCACAAGCGAGCGAUGCAGAUUUGAAGGCACUGGAGGACGAAAUCAAGCAGCUGCGGAAACAGAGGAACGAGGUGCUGGAGGCGUUUGAGAAGGCGCUGCGGCUGGUGGAUGUGUUGAAGCGACAGAAGGUGCACCUUGAAGCGGCGCGCGCGCUGGCGUUUACGGAAGAAGAGUUUAUCCAGGCCCUUGACUGGAGACAGCUCGAAUGAUGCUGAUGUGAUUUGCCGUUCGUGGGCGUGCUUUGCAUGUGCUUCUGUGGCCGCGUUCUUGUGCGGCAUGCUUGCAUGCUUGUGUGUCUUUCUGUCCAAGCGUGAAUUCAAAAAUGAAGCAGAACCAGCCAUG
Molecule: messenger RNA, 1027 nt
Organism: Salpingoeca rosetta
Lineage: Eukaryota; Choanoflagellata; Craspedida; Salpingoecidae
Exons: 9
Coding region: 1-894 (297 amino acids)
Source: RefSeq, a predicted model, not a curated record